GUAUCGUUCAAUCUACCUUUGCUAGCUCAUCUCAUCUACAAGUUUGUGUUUUCAGUAUCAAACCGAUAAUAAAAACGCCGCCAUUAUGGGUUUUUUGGGGAGAUGCCUUGAUUGGGGCACUGAGAAGAUUGGGCGACACAAAAACCUACUAACAAUUUCCACGCUUUCAUUGAUUAUUAAUUCUUCUUUAAAAGGGGGCAAAGCUGGAGCUGAAGUGGGGGGCCCUGCUGGCGCUGUUACCGGUGCAAGCAUCUGUUUGACAAUCGCUGUCGGAGUAGUCGUGGCAAAAUCAAUUUUUGGCACACAGGAAACUGGAGAGGUCGUUCCUAAUGCUUUCAAACCGUUUCCAACAGGUGACGCUCGAUCAAACAAAAGAUUCAAACAUUUUACAUGUGAUGCAUCGGGGAGCACCGAGAACGGAGACAUGGAAACAACUUGGACAGAAGAAGAAGAGGCGAUGUCAAACAAAAGCCAAAAGGACCCGAAAAAGGAAAAAGAAGAAAAAGGCAAAGAUUGCAGUGAAUGCAUACCGCAGACAGACGAAGAUAUCAAAGAGCUGUGCGAUUUGAUUCAAUCGUUAAGUAAUCUUCUAAAUGAAAUUCGAAACAAUGGUGACAAGCUGCUGUCGAAAAAACCGAAAUAUUUCAAAAAAUUGCUCGAUUUACUAACGAAAUUGAUUCACACACACGGCGCCGUGUUUCAACGAAGUGAGGCGCCGGAGGCGAGGGGUAUCACAUUGAUUCCCUUUCGCAUCGCACAAGUACAAAACCCGCCCGAACUGUUUUUCGAUGGACGCAUUCAAGAGUUCUUUAGUACCAUGCUGACGCCUAUCAACAAUUCAAACGAUUCCAACAAUUCAAACGAUUCCAACGAGACUUCAGAAUCAUUCAAGAACAUCAAAGGUCUCAUCUACUGCAUCCAAUGCCAAAUAUGUCGAGGCGACAACCAAAACGUAUUUAACUACGUGGGGCAGACUGUCCAACUUGUGGCGAAACGGGGAACAAAGCAUUACAGAGUCAUCAAGACCCAAGAUGGCCACCCGCUACACAAUCACUUAACAAAGAAACACGAAAUAAUAUGUCAGAAUGGCCAGAUUAAUGUCGGUAUUCUUUCAAAUGCUUACAAAAUCUAUUUGGUUCACGACUUAAGCGACAACGCAACGUCCCCAAGAGUAGACAAGAGUUGUAAGAGAGAGACGGACAAGCGCAUUCGUCGCUCCUGGGAAAUGUUUUACCAGUGGAUCUACAGAGCAAUGGACUUUGACGGCGGUGGCAGUAGAAGAUAACACCAGACGGGCUUUAAAAAACAGUAGUUGUUUGUAGUUGAUUAUUGAACAAAUACAAUUUCAUGAAACUCAGA
Daphnia pulex (common water flea) is the source of this 1359-nucleotide messenger RNA. RefSeq lists its product as uncharacterized. The record is from RefSeq and is a predicted model, not a curated record. Lineage: Eukaryota; Metazoa; Arthropoda; Branchiopoda; Diplostraca; Daphniidae. The transcript has 2 exons. The coding region runs from base 86 to 1285 and encodes 399 amino acids.